GGCAACACCUCUUUACACACUGCGUUUACUCGUUGCUGCUGAAGUUGAUAGUUAGUUAAAUAUGGCGGCUCCCACCGGCGGAUCGGGUGUUGUAGUUCCUCGUAACUUUCGUCUCCUGGAAGAACUUGAGCAAGGUCAAAAAGGAGUUGGGGACGGAACAAUUAGCUGGGGAUUAGAAGAUGAUAGUGAUAUGACUUUAACACAAUGGACAGGAAUGAUUAUCGGACCACCACGAACACCAUAUGAAAACAGGAUCUAUAGUUUGAAAGUAGAAUGUGGACUUCAAUAUCCUGAUGAACCUCCAAAUGUUAGGUUUAUAUCAAAGAUAAAAAUGACUGGUGUUAGUGAAAGUUCUGGAAUUGUAAGUUGA
Uloborus diversus is the source of this 370-nucleotide messenger RNA. RefSeq names its product ubiquitin-conjugating enzyme E2 variant 1-like. Bases 62 to 370 code for a protein of 102 amino acids. Lineage: Eukaryota; Metazoa; Arthropoda; Arachnida; Araneae; Uloboridae. The transcript is spliced from 3 exons. Gene Ontology annotation, cellular component: nucleus. The record is from RefSeq and is a predicted model, not a curated record. Gene Ontology annotation, biological process: protein K63-linked ubiquitination; DNA damage tolerance.